Messenger RNA from Cladocopium goreaui, 2148 nucleotides. Lineage: Eukaryota; Dinophyceae; Suessiales; Symbiodiniaceae. The record is from the annotation of a GenBank genome assembly.
AUGGCAGCAUCUGAUGAAGACCAACGAAACAGCAAAUUGGCUUGUGGUGGUGUUCUAGUCUUGGUGGGUGGGAUCGUGAUGGUUGCAGUGGCAGGAACGAUUUACUGGAUUGGGCCAGAGCACUUUUUCGAGACAGUUUUGGCCUUUUUGCCAGACCAUCCUGGUUCGAAGUGGGCGUUUGGCUGGACACUAUUCCUUUGUGCAAACUCUGUUCUCGGGAUGCCAAUCUGGUCAGCUGUUUGCGUCCUUACUGGUUUCCUGUUUGGCCUGACUGCAGGUACAACCAUCAAUUUUAUUGCUCUAUACAUCGCAGUUGUUGUCAGUACGUUCCUUGGGAUGACAGUGUUGCAAGAACCAGUGCGGGGUUGGCUCGACAGUGGCAACUUCCCCCUGGCCCAGCGUGCAUUUCACUGCUUGGAAACAGCAGAUGAUUCGCUCCAAAUUCUGAUCUUAUUUCGGUUCUUAUUGAUGCCAAUUUGGAUGCGAAACUACGGACCAGCGACUUUGCGGAUUCCGAUGUGGAAACUUCUGGUCUCUGCCUUGCCACACACUCUCUGGGUAUCUUUCAUUUUUGCUUCCCUAGGAACGUCGCUGCAAGAUGUAGAUGAAUUGUUCACCCAUGGAAGUGACUUCAAACUGGCGGAUGCCAAGUGGCAAAACUUUGCAAUCUUCCUAGUAGCAUUCUUAACAGCUGUCUUGGUUUCACUCUACUCGUACAAAAAGUACAACGAGUUGAUGAACAAUGAAACCACUCCUUUGCUACAGGGUACGAAAGGCUCCGUCAGGCUCAACAAACUCAACAAGGCAGAGAACUUUGACUCCAGCCUUCUCGGUGAUGGAAAUUGUGUUUGCUUUGCGUCCGAUGCCGGCACGGAGUCUGCUUUGAGGCGGAAACAUUUGCCGUUCAUCUUGGCCCUCCCGGGUGCCUUAUGUGUAGGGAGUCCUGUACUUCUCAGUGGACCAUCUGCUGGGAAGACCACUUUCAUCAGAAGAGCUGCUGAGUUGAUGGGACAGCACGAGCCCGUAUUUUUGUUUUGUGAUGAGCAGACUGACAUCAAGAUGCUGCUUGGUGCAUACGUGUGUGGGGAAACAGUGGGAGAGUUUGUUUGGCGACCUGGCGUUGUGACGCAAGCUUUGCAGCUAGGGAGGUGGCUGGUGCUGGAGGAUGUGGAUAGAGUUCCAGCAGAGGUGCUGGCGGCUUUGUUGCCCUUGUCAGCUUCGCGGCGCUUGGUUAUUCCUGAAAGGAACCAGUGCAUCGAUGCGCACAAGGACUUUCAUCUUUUUGGCACGCUUUCUUCUGGACAGCCUGUGCUGUGGUCCGAGAGUACCGCUGCUGAAAGCGAAGUGGCUGAAGAAGCGGAAGGUCGUCAGAUCGGAAGCAAUUUUCACGGUGCUGGUAGCAUUGGCCGAGUGCCACCGCUGGUUUCUGCCUGGACGAGGGUCCAGAUAGCACCCUUGCUCCAGACUCACUUGGCAGAGUUGGUGAAUGGUCUCUACCCUGAGCUUUCAUCAUUAACCACUCGUUUGCUGGAAUCGGCUGCAGUACUACAGCAUUUGGCAGGACAACUUGGACCGGCACUCGGUGCCGGACCUGCAACUGGACCGCGAGAUAUUCUUCGCUGGUGUGCACGAUUGCGCAAAGCACAGCUGGUGUUGAGUCCGAUCUUUACAGAGGACGGGCGGGCAGUUCUUUUGCGUGAAGCGCUACAGGUCCUGCUUGGCCGAGUGGCAGAUCUUCGCCAACGACGGUCAUUUCUUGCAUGCCUAGCACCCGUGUGGUCACUGGGAACUGGGGUUGCGGAAGCGCUUUUGCAGGAAAGGCCAACAGUGACUUUCCUGCCAUCUGCGGCAGAAGCUCGCCAGGUCCAGAUCGGAGAGGUAACACUUCUUCUGAUGGGUGGUGGAGACCCGGCAGAGACCUCAGUCUCCGCAUCUACUAGCAGGAUGACUUUAAACCUUAGAGCUUUGGUGAGCAGAGCAGGAAUGAAUGCUAGGAAGCCAAGCUUCUUGCUUUUUGUUCAAAAGUGUUUCAUAUUGAAUGCUGUUAUAUGUUAUCUUAAGUUAUAUUAUAUAUAUACAGUAAGUAUGACAUAUAUAUAUAUAUACAUUAUGAUAUACAUUAUUAAUACUACACAUACAUAUGCAUAA